Messenger RNA from Nicotiana attenuata, 1773 nucleotides. RefSeq names its product acetyl-CoA acetyltransferase, cytosolic 1-like. The record is from RefSeq and is a predicted model, not a curated record. Gene Ontology annotation, molecular function: acetyl-CoA C-acetyltransferase activity. Bases 268 to 1512 code for a protein of 414 amino acids. Gene Ontology annotation, biological process: fatty acid beta-oxidation. The transcript has 14 exons. Lineage: Eukaryota; Viridiplantae; Streptophyta; Magnoliopsida; Solanales; Solanaceae.
CAAUUUGGACACGCCCUUCUAUGCAAUUGCUAAUUUUUUUUACUCCAUCUGCUGACAGUCUGACACCAUUGCUCUAUCUCCAUAAAAUACAACUGAUUGAAACUUCAAACUAACUUGUUGCAAAAAAUUUAUUCACUGCCUUAAAAUUCAUCUUUGAUCAAGCUCUUUCCUUUGUUCGUUACUUUAUCUUGGCUCAAAAUCAGUUCAAUUGGGUCGUAUUCAUCUUUCAUUCUUGUUCUUGAACGGAUCAUUUUUGGAGAAAUCCAUAUGGCAAAGAUGGUUAAUGAUUCCAUUAAACCUCGAGAUGUAUGCAUUGUGGGUGUUGCUCGAACGCCAAUGGGUGGUUUUCUUGGUUCUCUCUCAUCUUUGUCAGCUACAGAGCUUGGUUCUGUAGCUAUCCGAGCUGCUCUUAAAAGAGCAAAUGUAGACCCAUCCCUUGUUCAAGAGGUCUUCUUUGGAAAUGUUCUCAGUGCAAACUUAGGUCAAGCCCCUGCUAGACAAGCUGCCUUAGGAGCUGGGAUUCCUAAUUCAGUGAUUUGCACGACCAUUAACAAAGUGUGUUCUUCAGGACUUAAAGCAACAAUGAUUGCAGCACAGACAAUACAAUCAGGAAGCAACGAUAUCGUUGUUACUGGUGGCAUGGAAAGCAUGUCCAAUGUACCGAAAUACCUAACUCAAGCAAGGAAGGGGUCGCGGCUGGGUCAUGAUACUAUAGUAGAUGGCAUGCUAAAAGAUGGACUCUGGGAUGUCUAUAAUGAUUUCGGGAUGGGCGUCUGUGCAGAACUAUGUGCUGAUCAGUAUAAAAUCACAAGAGAACAGCAGGAUUCUUACGCUAUUCAAAGCUUUGAGCGAGGAAUUGCUGCACAACGUAGUGGUGCAUUUGCAUGGGAAAUAGUUCCGGUAGAAAUUUCCGGUGGAAGAGGAAGACCAUCUACGUUUGUUGAUAAAGAUGAAGGUUUAAUAAAGUUUGAUGCCUCCAAACUAAAAAAGCUUAGACCAAGUUUCAAGGAGAAUGGAGGUUCUGUUACUGCAGGCAAUGCUUCCAUUAUAAGUGAUGGCGCUGCAGCAUUAGUUCUGGUGAGUGGACAAAAGGCACUUGAACUUGGAUUGCAAGUAAUUGGUAGGAUCAGAGGAUUUGCAGAUGCAGCUCAGGCACCUGAGUUAUUUACAACGGCUCCAGCUCUUGCAAUACCAAAAGCAAUUAAGAAUUCUGGCCUUGAGUCAUCUCAAAUUGACUAUUAUGAAAUAAAUGAAGCAUUCUCUGUCGUGGCUCUUGCCAACCAAAGACUGCUCAAUCUCAAUUCUGGCAAGCUAAAUGCUCAUGGUGGAGCUGUAUCGCUGGGACAUCCUUUAGGGUGCAGUGGAGCUCGGAUCCUCGUAACUCUUUUAGGGGUAUUGAAGCACAAGAAUGGGAAGUUUGGUGUUGCAGGAAUCUGCAAUGGGGGAGGAGGCGCAUCUGCUCUUGUUGUAGAGCUCAUGCCUAUAAGGAUGGUGGCACGUUCAUCACUUUGAAACUGGAAUAGUUUGUACUAUAUAUGCAUUUAGCUGCUGCACAGUUGCCUGCCUGCUGAGUUCUGCCACAUUGCAUCAAAAGUAGUGAGGUAUCUGAAUGCUUGUAUCCAUUAUAUAAAACCAUAGAAGCAAUAAGCUAAUAAUACCAUGAAAAUCGAGCAAACACUUGUUUUCCUUUACAUUUCGUAUAAUUAGCAGUUCUGCUCCUUUGUGUCACAUAAUCCUCCAUCAUCAAUAAAUGAAUAUUCAUUAGUUUUUACA